Messenger RNA from Betta splendens (Siamese fighting fish), 2644 nucleotides. It is a transcript of the gene tmem120b, whose product is annotated as transmembrane protein 120B. Gene Ontology annotation, cellular component: membrane. Bases 112 to 1128 code for a protein of 338 amino acids. The record is from RefSeq and is a predicted model, not a curated record. Lineage: Eukaryota; Metazoa; Chordata; Actinopteri; Anabantiformes; Osphronemidae. Gene Ontology annotation, biological process: fat cell differentiation. The transcript is spliced from 12 exons.
CCAGUUAAAAGCGUGUGUGUGAGCGGCUAGUUGAGCUCGUGCGAGUAGAGACACUCGGGGUGAAAACCUCGUCGAUCCGUCCUCUUUCUCCGCGUUGUUCGGCGCAUCACAAUGUCCAAACCGAGGUUGCAGGCGGAGUGGGAGGAAAUCGAGGGGGAAUAUCAACAAUUACAGGAAACACACAAAAUAUACAGACAAAAACUUGAGGACCUCACGAAUCUUCAGGCAACGUGCAGCAGUGCCAUCAGUAAACAGAGAAAAUGUCUAAAAGACCUAAGGCAGACGUUGGCCAGGUGUGCAAAAGCCUGUGAUGAUAAAGACAUUAAGCUAAUAACGGACAUCAAGACUCAAAUCAAAGAUAAAGAAAAUGUGUUCUUUGAUAUGGAAGCAUAUUUGCCGAAGAAGAAUGGACUGUACCUGAAUUUGGUCCUGGGCAACGUGAACGUAACGCUUCUUAGCAACCAGGCAAAAUUUGCCUACAAAGACGAGUACGAGAAGUUCAAGCUUUAUAUGACGAUUAUCCUGAUGUUUGGAGCAAUAACUUGUCUCUUCUUUCUGAACUGUCGAGUCACAGAUGAAAUUUUCAACUUUUUGCUGGUGUGGUAUUAUUGUACAUUGACCAUAAGGGAAAGCAUUCUCAUGAGUAAUGGCUCCAGGAUUAAAGGUUGGUGGGUGUCUCACCAUUAUGUAUCCACCUUUCUGUCAGGUGUGAUGCUUACCUGGCCAGAAGGACUCAUGUAUCAGAAGUUCAGAAGCCAGUUUCUUGCAUUUUCCAUUUACCAGAGCUUUCUUCAGUUCCUGCAGUAUUACUACCAGAGCGGCUGUUUGUAUCGGCUGCGAGCUUUAGGAGAGAGAAAUCAGCUGGACCUCACAGUCGAGGGAUUCCAGUCCUGGAUGUGGAGAGGCCUCACAUUUCUUCUGCCGUUCCUCUUCUUUGGCCAUUUUUGGCAGCUUUACAACUCGGUGACCCUGUUUCGCUUGGCAGGACAUGAGGACUGUAAGGAGUGGCAGGUGUUUAUGCUGGCACUGACGUUCCUUGUCCUCUUUUUGGGAAAUUUCCUCACCACCUUAAAAGUCGUCCACCAAAAAUUUCAGAAAAAUCACAAAAAGGUGCAAAAAAGUGACUGAUGCAAAAACUCAGAUUCCUCAAUCGGCCAGUGUUGUUUUUUUUUUUUUCCUGUUUUCUCACACGCACAGUCGCUUCGUAGACUCACCUCAGUGCGACGAGGCCGAGGGGACGGAGCUGAAACCACUGGUUCUCUCAGGCUUUCUCGACAACAGCAGCCUUCAGCCGGCGUGUCCGUCUGGCUAACAGCUGUUUCCUCCCGCUCAUGUUGCUGCACAGUCGGUCUCAACACAAAGUGGUAUUCACCUGAUAGAUGGAGAGCUCGUCACUUUAUCCUGUACAUUGAAAAGGGAGUAGGAAGAAUGUGCUUCAUGUGGGUGUUUGUAUUAGUGCAUGACUGUCUUAGAGCCUUUCGUUCAAAUCAUAUGCAACAGCAGGAGGGAAGGUAGCAUCCGAUACGAGAAGAGGAUAGUUUGACUUGACCUGACGCUGGUCAUGUACGCGCCUCAUACUUCUGUGAAGUAACAGUCAAACUGUCUCUGACAUCUUCAAUUUGGCACUGAGAUUAAUUUCUCACAACAUUUUAUAUUUUGAUCUCAGCUCCCUGUUACAUUGCCUCACAGUAUUUUCUACUAGUUUAUUUUUGGAUAGUGACAAAUGUAGGUCUGCAAUAGGAAAACAAAAAACCUAAACCUGAUACUUGACAACAGUUUAAUGACAAAACCUCUUGUUUCUGUUCCAGUCUGGAGUCACUGGCUGCUCUCACUUAAUUUUUUUUUUUUACUUGUUUCCUCUCAGGCAGCUGUUACAUAAGCCAUAAAUGUAAACGUAUGGUCCAAACUGAAACCCUUACACAUACUUGUGUUCAUCGUGUUUCAGUGUCUCUACAUGUAAGAGCUUUAAAGUCAUAGACCAUCAACAAAAGAGAAAUUCAUCCUAACACUUGAAGUCCACGCACCACGGAGGUUGUAUUUGUCAUUACUGUGCUGCUAGCUCCCAUUUAGUUCUGUACACAUGAACAAAUGCUGCUACUGGUCCUCUCAGAUUGUAAUGCAGUGAUCUGUUAAUUUGCUGGCUCAUAGUUUCUUUUUUUUUCCCUAACACAAUAAAAUAUUUGUAUAAAUUAAUUUUUCAAUCAUGACUGUUUACGUCACAUUUGCAGAUCUUCUGUUUCAUGUUUACACUAUCACACACGGACCUUGUGGUGUUUUUCCAGCGAGGGGUCACGUGGGUUCAAAUGAACAGCUGUCUGGUGUCAGGACUUUACUGCCUUAUUCUGCCUUCUGCUCUUCUUAUGUGUAAAUCCAAAGAUGUUUGGAGUCACACCUGUCAUUUCUCGCAGUGCAGCGCCUCUACUGAACAGUAUUUAUUUCUCGCGUUGAAUAAGAGAGUAUGUUUUGAUGAGCACAGAGCCACUGGACUUUGACAUUUUCAUGAUGUAACUGAUGAACAAUAUUUCAUAAUUCAUUUCCAGACUGUAACGGGUGCCUGAUUAUGAUUGGUAACAUGAGACAGUUGACGAUUUCCUACAUAUGGACAUAUGUUAAAAUGUUCCUAAUUAAACACAAUGAAACCUUU